This is a messenger RNA of Gadus morhua (Atlantic cod), 5016 nucleotides long. It is a transcript of the gene rest, whose product is annotated as RE1-silencing transcription factor. Gene Ontology annotation, cellular component: nucleus. The coding region runs from base 247 to 3390 and encodes 1047 amino acids. The transcript is spliced from 6 exons. Gene Ontology annotation, biological process: positive regulation of transcription by RNA polymerase II. The record is from RefSeq and is a predicted model, not a curated record. NCBI's taxonomy places the organism in Eukaryota, Metazoa, Chordata, Actinopteri, Gadiformes, Gadidae.
GACGGUGGCGUGCUGACGUCACCGUCCCGCUACGCUCGGAAGACUAGUGGAGGAAUGUGCGGAAACUUCCCCCGACACUUUCUGCUUUGUUUCGUCCGUGGAAAAGCGUUGUUGACGAGAAGAAUUUAAGAGAUUCAAUCGGAAUAACGGCCGUGGUGGUGACUUUGUAUCGCUGGGUGGCCCAUCACCACCACCACCUCUACUACCACAUCUCAACCCAGAAGCAGAGCCCCUCUUUUCUCUAGCAUGGCCACCCGUGCCAUGUUCCCCGCGGGUGUGUUCUCGGUUGGGGGGGAGAUGGUGGAGGACGAAGGCCCCAGCCUGAGUGAUCUGCCCGGGAACAACCUGCCCGUGCCCCAACUGGUAAUGCUGGCAAACGCGGCCACAGCGGUGGGGGGCAUGGAAAGUGCGGCGGAGGACGGGGCCAGCUGCGACGGGCUGACGGAGGAGAAGGACAUGGUGGAGCUGAAGACGGUUGGCUGCACCUACUCGGACAGCGAGGGAGAGAGCGUGAGAUACAGCUACGACCAGCAGAACCGGGUAGAGUUCUGCAUCGUGGAGUACGUGGAUUCCCCCGGACCCCGGGUUUGGACCCCAGCCCCCCGGAACAAAGUCCAGGAUGACCACGAGGCAGCGGAGGAGGAGGAGGAGGAGGGGGAGGAGGAGGAGGAGAAGAAGAAGGAGGAAACCAAAGACUCGGAAGAGGACGGCAACGCCGUCAAGGAUCUUUCCAAACCACAGGAGGCGGGUGUCCCCGACACGGCGGAAGCUUCUGCCGCCGCCGCCGCCGCCAAACGCAGGAGUAGCCACGCCGCCGCGGUGGAGAGCGCCAAGAAGAAGAAGCCCUUCCACUGCAAGCCCUGCAACUACCAGGCGGAGAACGAGGAGGAGUUUGUGGAGCACCUGGGCACCCACGCCGUCAGCAAGAGGAUGGUGCUGAACCGUGUGGAGGGCCGGAGCAAGGCCAAGGGCCCGGGGGCCGGGGGCCCCGUGCCGCUGGCGGAGGCCGGCGGGGGGGACGAGGCGGACAGCAAGGGCGUGAUCCGCUGCGAGAGGUGCGGCUACAAUACCAACCGCCUAGACCACUACGUCGCCCACCUCAAGCACCACAGCAAGGAGGGGGAGGACCAAAGGGUUUUCAAGUGCACUCUGUGUCCGUACACCACCGUCAGCCAGUACCACUGGAGGAAACACCUGCGGAAUCACUUUCCCAGCAAGCUCCACACCUGCGACCAAUGCUCCUACUUCUCAGACCGCAAGAGCAACUACAUCCAGCACAUACGAAAACACACCGGAAUGCGUCCGUUCCGGUGUCCCUACUGUGACUACUCCAGCUCCCAGAAGACUCACCUGACCCGUCACAUGAGGACCCAUUCAGGCGAGAGGCCGUUCAAGUGCGACACCUGCAACUACCUGGCGGCCAAUCAGCACGAGGUGACGAGGCACGCCCGCCAGGUGCACAACGGCCCCAAGCCGCUGGCCUGUCCCUACUGCCUGUACAAGACGGCCGACCGCAGCAACUUCAAGAAGCACGUGGAGCUCCACCUCAACCCGCGGCAGUUCCACUGCCCGCUCUGCAAGUACGCCGCGUCCAAGAAGUGCAACCUGCAGUACCACAUCAAGUCGCGCCACGUGGGCUGCGACAUCCCCAUCGACGUGUCCAAGGUCAAACUCCGCGUCAAGAAGGGGGGGGAGGACUCCGCAGACCCCUCGGGCCGCAGCAAGGCCGACAAGGUGAGGGGCGGGGAGGACGACGAAGACGACGACGACGACGACGGCAGCGGCAGCGGAGGCGACUUUGAAAGUGACGAAGAGUACGGGAGCAAACUAGCAGCGGCUCCGAUCGCCCCGUCCGCCAAGAAGGGUGGCGGCCACACGCAGGCCGUGGGGACCGACGGGGAGACGGACCGAGGCCAGAGGAAGGCCAAGACCGCCGCGGCGGUCAAGCACAAGGGCGCCCUGGAGGGUAAGGAGAAGGCGGUGAGGAAGGUGACCACCAGGCAGAGGAAGGUGGCCCGGGCCGGCGAGAACACUAAGGAGAAGUGCACCGCGGCGGACGGAGGUCCGGCGGACGGAGGUCCGGCGAAGAGCAGAGACCCCAAGGCGAAGAGGAGCGCCAGGAAGAAGCAGCAGCUGCCCAAGGAGACCCCGUGCGUCCAGGAGGCGGCCCAGCCGGACAACCCCAACGAAGGGCAGGUCGUCCUGCAGCGGUCGAUAGAGGAGAUGAAGAAACUCCAGAAGGAGAGGAGGAUUGAAAAGGUGAGGAAGGCCAAGCAGGAGGACGAUAAACCCAAGGCUGACGUCAAGACGAACAAAAGGCUCCAGUCCAGGAGGACGGGAGCAAAGAAACCCGACAAAGGGAGCGGAAAACCUGUGGAGGAUGUCUCCGUGGGAAACGGCCCAGAAGAGUCACCUGAGGUGGAACAGCCGGCGAGGAAGGUCAAGGUUGGGAAGCGGAGAGCAAUAGAGGCCUUGGACCUCUCGACAAAGCAUUCUGCUGCCACCCCGACCUCAGGACUCCCCAGUCCCAAGAGGAGUAAAACGAGCGCUGCGAACAAGCCGGCCACAAAACCCAGCCUUUCUAAAACAGCCCCUGAGACGCCAGAGCCGGGUCAAGCCCCGCAGAAAGAAGAGGCGAAGCAGAAGAAGACCAGGAAGACCACCAAGAGGACGCCCGUCCUGCAGGAAGCUCCCGCCUCCAUUGGAGACACGAUGGACUCUGUCACCGGGGACACUUCGACGGCCCCUACAGACGUCCAGCGCUCUCCCCCUGAGACCCAGAGUGAGGCGACCCACCCCCAAUCAGACUCCAGCGACGUGCAGAAGCUGACAAAACCCCGGCCGGCGCAGCCGAAAGACAAACCCGCUGCGCAGGAAACGGCACCGCAGGAAACAGCAGCACAGGAAGUGGCACCACAGGAAGCGGCUCCUCCAGCCCCGGAGAAGGACCUCCCAGCAGCAGCCGAGGUGCCGUCCCGGGGCUCCGGCCCCGGAGAGGAGGAGGAGGAGACCCCCUGCGCCGUCGCAGACCGGCCCCCCGCGCCCACGUUCCGGCGCCCGGGGGCCAAAGCCCCGCGUCCGUCCCUGGAGCUUCCCAGGCCCGCGGAGGAGGACGAGGGGAUACACAGCAGCCACGAGGGCGCCAGCGACGCCAGCGACUGCGCCUCCGAGGGCGGCAGCGAGGACUCGGGCCUCAACAGCGCCGGGGCCGGGUCGGGCAAGAUGGCCAACGACCCGGAGACGCCCACCGACGAGAUCCCCACGCCCACCGAGCUCAAGUGCCACCUGUGCGUCUUCUGCGACCGCACCUUCCCCCUGGAGGUGGAGUACCGCCGGCACCUCAACCGCCAUCUGGUCAACGUUUAUUACCCCGCCGAGGCCGGGAAGUGAGCGGAAAUAAACCGAAACAAACCGGGUGUGUUUCCGUUUAUUUCAGUUUAUUUCCCGGCCAAAGCCGGGAAAUAAACUGAAAUAAACUGAAACACACCCGGUUGGUUUCAGUUUACACGGGGACCAGACAACUCUUAUGUUGUCCCACCUGCCAUAUCGAAGGAGGGAUUAAGAAGACGCGAUUUGAUAAUUACAAGAUCAUGAAACGUUGGUCCUCCAGAUGCUGAUGUCUUCGGCGGCUGGUUAAACCCGUUGAACCUGUUACUGUAAGAUGAAAUCCAGAGGCCAAAUGGAUUGGACUUUUAGUUCAUCACAAAUAACUAUUUUAUAUUAGUUGCCGUCUAAGUUUAUCAAUUUUAUGAUAUUUUUUGUAUAAAUGAUGAGCCUCCCUAACAGAAUAGUUACUAGGAAGCUGUUUGUUUUGUUUUACAGUAUUCCGAACUAUAGAAAUCGCAUCAUCUGAUACUUUGAUAAUCAAUCUUUGUACUUAAGAUUUCCUUUACAUUCAAGAGAAUGGGACAAAAAGAUGUUUUUUUGUUAUUAAUGAGGUUUCCUUUGUUCUGUCAGUUGGAGAAACAGUAGCUGUAUUGCUGGCAUUACGUGUCAUUUCACCGUGAUUUUUUUUUAUGCUUUGAAAUCCAAAGAUGCAAUCAUCGUCCUUUGUAUUUUCCUGUUCAUUUCCAGUGCCUUUGACAAUCAUCUGUAAUGUAGUGUUUGUGUAAGUGCGUAGCUGAGGGGCCAUUUACUCGAUUUGCUGCCCGGUCAUGUCCAACUAUGUAGUUUAUUUUUAUUUUGGAGGAGCUGUCUCCAAAUACGUCGCCAUUUCAGUUUAACAAUUAGUAUGAUGACAAACAUCUGGAAGGUUCUCGGAAGAAUGGUUGGUCUCCAAGAUCUCAAGUAAAACACAGCAUGGCUGAAACCUCUGUUAUAUUAAUAACUAACAGCUAGCCUGCUAGUGGGGUACUUUUUCUUUUACUGAAGGUAAUGAUUUGUUCAGGUUGCAUGUAACUUGGAAGCAAAUGGAUAACAUUACCGUUUUGUUUGUGGAGACGACUGAUGUGCAAUACUGUCUUUUAGAUACACUGGCAAAUAAAUUCUGAGUUGAUCUAUUAAAAUCGGCUACAUGUUAUGUUCUGUGUAUAUGUUUGUAUAAGACUGGCUUUAUUGCAGCCCAAUAUCAACUUUUUUAAACUUUUUUUCUUGUGGUUAAGUAAGCUGGUUGUACUUUACAUGACAUAUUUUGCAUAGGUGUAGUUUACAUGAAAUUAUGUUGAAGUUUGAAGCAAAAUACAGCUUGAUAGGAAUGUUGGUUGAGAUUUGGCUUUAACUAAAUCCUUCAACCAUUAACUCACUGGAUCGUCACAGCAGUGCCAUAUGAAGCGUGCCAUUAUAUAACUUGUUAUUGCAAUAGAAAAAGCCCUGGUAACGCGAUUCUAAACCAUAGUUCAUUUAAUGUAUUUUUGGCGUUGAUGUCUACAUUUGAAAAUACAUUUCAGCUGUAGAUUCAAAAUUACACCAACAAAGUAAAGUGUCUACUCCCACUUGAUUCCUUUGUUACAAAACCCCUUUGUCGUUUCUGUUCCAAGACUAAACAUAUUUUAAAUAAAGUUUGGUGUUUAAAUGCAA